Messenger RNA from Penaeus indicus, 474 nucleotides. RefSeq names its product homeobox protein notochord-like. The transcript has a single exon. The record is from RefSeq and is a predicted model, not a curated record. The coding region runs from base 1 to 474 and encodes 157 amino acids. Lineage: Eukaryota; Metazoa; Arthropoda; Malacostraca; Decapoda; Penaeidae. Gene Ontology annotation, cellular component: nucleus. Gene Ontology annotation, biological process: regulation of transcription by RNA polymerase II; brain development; neuron differentiation. Gene Ontology annotation, molecular function: RNA polymerase II cis-regulatory region sequence-specific DNA binding; DNA-binding transcription factor activity, RNA polymerase II-specific.
AUGGACCAAAUCUCAGUGUUGAACAGCCAAUCAGUUACAUGGAAUUACAGCCCAUCGUGGGCACCACCCGUCAGCCCUCCCCUCGUUCGGGGCAUCAAUACUUCAUGGAUGUCGGAAAAAGCCAAGGCCUUCACCAUCGACGCCCUUCUGGGACUUCAAAAGGAUGUUCCUGACACAACUGCCUCCCCGCCUGCGUCUCCGCCCUCAUUCCUUCAGCAGGAGUCCUACGACACCGUCCUCAGAGACGCCCCCGGAAAGAUCAAGCGACAUCGCACAGUGUUCACGGACUCGCAGCUUCAGCGACUGGAGGAGGAGUUCCAGCGGCAGCAGUACCUGGUGGGCCCCGAGCGGCGCUCUCUAGCCAGCCAACUGGAGCUGAGUGAGCUGCAGCUGAAAGUAUGGUUCCAGAACCGACGCAUCAAAUGGCGCAAGAACCAAGCCAACGUGAAGAGCGAUCUUAACAAGUUGCAAUAG